GGUUUCUAGAUAAAUAAUGACCAAAGCCUACCUAAAACCUCAGGGCUCCCUCAGGAAGCUCAUUUUUCCUAUUUUACUCCUUCACUUCCAUCUUCCCCUUAACAAACUGACCCUGGGGUCCCUGGAACGGGAGCCAGAUUAUGUUGCUUCCCCAAUCCCAAAAGUUCUUUGAAAGAAGCCAAUUUCCAGCCAGAGAAAUGUUGAUUCUAUAAAUACAGCCCUGCUCCCUCGCAUUUCCCCUUCCAAGCAGACACCCUGCUAUAGAGACUUCCCUUUUCCAUCGGGCACUUUUCUCUCUCUCUCACGCUCCUCGGCUUGCACGCUGAAAUCCCUCGCAAGGGCGGCUCUGAAGGUGCAAUUGUUUAUUAGGACAAAGUGCACUCGCCUUAGAAUUGAACUCGACACAGAAAUCUGCCAUGGGACUUCCUGGGCAUUGUGUUACACGCUGACUCAGGCAGAAUCAUUUCAGCUGCUCAAGGGUUUUCUUUUUCACCAGUUUGACCAAAAUCUGAUGCUGGUGACACCAUGCUGGUAUCGGCAUUACCUUCUCUGCUUCUGCUGCUUCUCAACUUACUCCCGUGUGUGCGAACGACGCGCCCCCCUCGAGUGUACCUUUCAUACAGAGACCUCAUGGAAUCACGCUCUGCGCGCUCCUUUACUUUUGGGUUUAACACCAGCGACUACCGUAUUCUUCUCCUGGAUCAGGACCAGGACCGGAUGUACGUGGGGAGUCGCGACUACGUGCUGUCUCUCGACCUCGGAAACAUUAACCGGGAGCCCCUGAUUAUUCAUUGGCCGGCUCCACUGAACCGUCACAAGGAAUGUCUCAUGGCAGGAAGGGGACGUGCAGACGAGUGCUACAAUUACCUGCGUGUCAUUCAGCCACUGAACCGCACCCAUCUCUAUGCGUGUGGCACGGGAGCCUACCAGCCACAAUGUGCCGUUAUCUACAGGGGUUGGAGAUCUGAGGAUUAUAUGUUCCGGAUUGUCCCCAGCUCAUUGGAGUCAGGAAAGGGAAGGUGUCCUUAUGAUCCCAAGCAGGAAAACAUGGCGACCCUAAUAGACGGAGUGCUGUAUGCAGGCGUGCAGGUGGAUUACAUGGGGACGGACUCUGCUAUUUUCCGGACAAUGGGGCACAAACCUCCAAUACGCACGGAGCAGUACGACUCUCGCUGGCUGAACGACCCGUUAUUUGUGGGGUCACUGGUGGUCUCAGAGAGCAGCUUCAAAGAGGACGACAAACUGUACAUCUUAUUCCGGGAGAGAAGUCUGGAAGGGGAGAACGGGCCGGCCGUACUGUCUCGUAUCGCUCGCGUCUGCUUGAACGAUGAGGGGGGCCUGAGGUCUCUGGUGGGGAAGUGGACUUCUUAUCUCAAGGCCCGACUUGUGUGCUCUGUGAUUGGCCAGGACGGCGUGGAGACGUCAUUUGAUCAGCUCCGUGACGUCUUCAUUCAGCCAACGCACGACAAACAGAAUCCACUGAUCUAUGGAGUCUUCACUACCCUGGGUUCCGUGUUCCGGGGCUCCGCCGUCUGUGUGUACUCUCUGGCUGACGUCCGUGCUGCCUUCAAUGGGCCCUUCGCUCACAAGGAGGGACACGGGUACCAGAUGACUGCAUAUUCUGGGAAAACUCCUUACCCACGACCUGGAGCGUGUGCCGGGGGAUUCUCCGUCCCAAGGAAUCGCUCCAGCAGGAACUUUGGGGAGGAUGUUCUAAGAUUCGUACGUACUCACCCCCUGAUGUACAGCUCCGUGUACCCCGUCAACCGCAGACCCCUCCUCUUGCUUUCAGACGCCUCUUACACCUACACCAGCAUUGCUGUGGACAGGGUGCCUGCUGCUGAUGGGGAGUAUACCGUCCUGUUCCUGGGCACAGACCGUGGUACUGUUCAGAAAGUGAUGAUCCUGCCCCGGGGCACCAAGGAAACAGAAAGUAUCACUCUGGAGGAGGUGGAGGUGUUCAAGGUGCCGUCUCCUAUUAGAAACCUCAGGAUAUCAUCAAAGAGGCACCAGCUCUACGUCUCAUCAGAUGUUGGGGUCACCCAGCUGUCUCUUCAUCGCUGCAGCCGUUACGGAGAUUCCUGCGCUGACUGCUGCCUGGCCCGGGACCCAUAUUGUGCUUGGGAUGGAAAGGGCUGUGUGCGUUACACCCCUUCACCCAGCAGGAGGAGUCGGAGACAGGACGUUAAACAUGGAGACCCACUAAGGCAAUGCAGAGGAUACAAUACACAAGUGGACCGAGGAAUUUCAGAGCGACUGCAGAUCGGCGUGGAAGGCGGCAGCGUUUUCCUCCAGUGCGAUACUCACUCUCCACUCGAGAGCGUUACCUGGUUGCUGCAGAGAGAGGGCUCCCAGCAUCGGAGAGAGGUGCGACUGGCGGGCAUUGACGGGGGCGCAGUGCUGCGCUCAGUACAAGCCAGCGACGCAGGGGUCUAUACCUGCACAGGCACAGAGAAUGGUUUCCGGCGAUCACGUGGGAAAAUACGGCUGAAUGUUUUGCCUCGAGACUUGCUAGAAAAACUAACAGCAGCACCAACUCUUGCUCCAAUGCCAGCACAGUGCCUGCCGCCUCGGAGACCCAGACCAAGGGCAUCUCAGACAGAGCGUAACUGACAGUUUGGUGCCUGGCAAGCAAAACAGAGAGGACUGGUCAGUGGCCAUUCCAGGCCUCCCUCUCCUUCACUCAAGGGACUCCGUAGUACAGGAGAAUGUGGGUGAGGUGCCACCCAAGCUCACUAGCAGUCGGGCUGGCACAGAAGUGGUUCAAGCAGCAGCAGCGGCGCCACCAUGUGUUGAGGUGAUAGUAUUAGUAAGACAUUCCAGAGAACUGUGUGUAGAGAGGGAUGCCGUGUGCUCUGUUUCAUAUUAAUUUAUCAAAUGCGCUGGAUACCGGACUCUCCCACAAUCCCCCUCCACUUGUGCUUUGUGCCACGGGCAGGGGAUUCCUAUUCCAGCGAGAGGGACAGUGGAAGGAGCGACGGCUGCACCAUCCGCCCGGUUACUGAAUGAAUAAUUAGCACACGUGUAACUUUUUAACUCAUUCUAAUUAAGAAAUGAAGUCUAUUUUGUAUCCGU
Molecule: messenger RNA, 3075 nt
Organism: Xenopus laevis (African clawed frog)
Lineage: Eukaryota; Metazoa; Chordata; Amphibia; Anura; Pipidae
Gene: sema3fl.L
Product: semaphorin 3F like L homeolog
Exons: 18
Coding region: 526-2613 (695 amino acids)
Biological process (GO): axon guidance; semaphorin-plexin signaling pathway; negative chemotaxis
Cellular component (GO): membrane; plasma membrane
Molecular function (GO): chemorepellent activity; semaphorin receptor binding
Source: RefSeq, a predicted model, not a curated record